This is a messenger RNA of Gadus morhua (Atlantic cod), 2847 nucleotides long. RefSeq names its product homeobox protein Hox-D9b. Gene Ontology annotation, biological process: embryonic skeletal system morphogenesis; proximal/distal pattern formation; anterior/posterior pattern specification. Gene Ontology annotation, cellular component: nucleus. The transcript is spliced from 2 exons. NCBI's taxonomy places the organism in Eukaryota, Metazoa, Chordata, Actinopteri, Gadiformes, Gadidae. The record is from RefSeq and is a predicted model, not a curated record. Gene Ontology annotation, molecular function: DNA-binding transcription factor activity, RNA polymerase II-specific; RNA polymerase II cis-regulatory region sequence-specific DNA binding. Bases 259 to 1236 code for a protein of 325 amino acids.
CUGGCAAAGUGAAUCUAACAUUGUGAAUAGUGAACUCUAUUCCAUUUCAGCUAUAAGCAGCAACUGAACACAAAUAAUCGGCUGAUUUACUUCCUUUAACAGCUAAAGAUCCACACCCCAUGUGAUCGGGUCCAGCCAAUGACCAGAGAAGGAGAAGGCAGAGCAUCGUUUUUUUAGGAGAGGAUGAAAGCGACCAGCAUCACACGUCACGUUUUACAGUCGCCCUCAAAUAGUUUUUUUUGAAAUAAUAAAAUAAACAUGUCGCUAACGAAUUAUUAUUCGAUGAUGGGCCACGAGACGGAAGAUCUUUACGGCGCGCAUUUCAUCCAGGGGGGCCUGCAGCCGUCCGCCGGUAGCGGGAAGCCGACCGCCGUAGCUCGGGGAGCAGACGAGCCGACCAGUACCAAUCUCUCCAAUUUCUCCAAUUUCUCCAACGGUUUCAGGCAGACCGUUCUGAACGGGUUUUCACCAUGGACAAACCCGUCGUCUUCCUCCUCAACUCAAAGCGCACACACACAGCUCCAGUCCGCCUCCUCUUCCUCCCUGUCCAGCCUCUUCCACUCCCACCACCCUCACCAGCACCCUCUGAGCCACCCUUAUUACAGCACCCCAUCGCAGAGCCACAGCCCGCACUCUGCCAACCCAGGUACGGUGCAGGAGAGCCGCUUCGUUCGGUGCUGGGAGGAAACACCCGUCUUAACCCCUCAGUCCUCCCAGCUGGUGGACGGCUUUCCAGGGGACUUGUCCACUCAGGCAGAGCUUUCAAGCUGCAGCCCUCGAAGAUAUGAGACUAUAAAACCGGAGAACUCGCCGCCUUCCGAGAGCGCACCGGAGGAUUCACACUUUGCAAGCCUGGUGAAGGCUGGUCCUGAGCCGCAGAGGGGCCUGAAGGACUCAGAGGAGGACCCCGACGAGGGCCCGGAGGACAGAGAGGACGGAGCGGGCGCAGAGCGUCACGGAGCGGGCACAGAGCACCGGCCGGCCGAGUCCACUAAUCCUUCGGUCAAUUGGAUCCACGCAAAGUCAACCCGAAAGAAGCGGUGUCCGUACAGUAAGCACCAGACGCUGGAGCUGGAGAAGGAGUUCCUGUACAACAUGUACCUCACGAGGGACCGCCGCGUGGAGGUGGCGGGGGUGUUGAGUCUGACAGAGAGACAGGUGAAGAUCUGGUUCCAGAACCGACGCAUGAAGAUGAAGAAGCUGAUGAGCCGGGACAGGCGGGGGCUGAACGACUGAGAGGAGUCAAUUGUAGGGCUACUGGUCUGACUGUUUGGUCUAUAUAGUAGAGAUAGGAUUAUUCAAUUGGGACCCUUAACAAAUUGCGACGGAUAAGCUUUGCAAUGAAUAUAUUUUCAGGGGAUCCACAGAAUGAGCCAAACCGACUCCUCCGUUCAGGAGGAACGUGACGUCUCCACGCGUGGACAAAAAAAUUAUAUCAGACGGAAUUACAAACAGGCUCACUGUUGCAUCACAUCAUUUUUUUAUUGGGAUGUUAUUAUGUAUACAAACUGGAAUCGAUUCUAUACUCCUUUCUCACUUUCGAAAAGGAAAUGUUAUGAUAGUGUCCUGUUUUACUGAUUAUAAACGGGACGGUGUUCAGAGUGUUUUUGAAAGCACUUUUUUAUUUGAGGAUCAUGAACAACAUAAUAAUACAUGCUGUCACUCUAACUGAAUGAAGUAUUAUUUAUCUUAAAUAUGUGAUCAGCUGGAUUGCUAGCUACCCAACAUAUUACCUUCCCAAUAAAAGAUCUAGCCAGCUAUUAGAUACGAUUUUUGCUCUCCUCAUUAUACAGAUAUUUGAAGACUUUUAGAUGCGGAAGUUAUUUCUCAGUUUUUUAUACAUAAAAUAGAAGGUGUCCCGUUGUGCCAGCCGUGGAGCUGCACCAGGACGGGUCGUUGUGGAGAUGUGGUUCUUCUGUAUGGUUUCUCCAUUGUGUGUUAGGAGGGCUUCGUGUUGAUUGUAUCAGGUUUGAGGCCUAGGAUGAUGGCUAUGGCCUCCACAUCUUCAGAAAGGGUCCCUGUUUAACGCAGCUCUCCUGAUGCUAUAUAGACCAACCAGUAGUUUACAGGUUUUGGUUUUUUAAAAGGACGAGUCAUCGAUUUUGUAUCUCUAAUUUUGACAUUAACGACUUUACUAUGGUGAAGAAAUGACAGUUGUAAGGCAUGGCACGUUAUGGUGCUUUGUUAAUAUCUCUUGUGGGAUUUAUUAUGCCAUGUAUCCAGAUGUCUUUCACCACAUGUUUGAAAAACAAUCCUAUUUUUCAGCAUAUUUCUUUUACAUUUUUCAAUAAAGACCCCUAAAUAGCGACGCGAUUUUAACUCUCUCUCUCUAUAUAUCAUGUGGGUGACGAAAUAAAACGGUUAAUUCUAUAACAGGUCAACUAAGUCCUACAAGCAGAGAUCGAGAGGAUGGACCCUCGUUUGAAUGAGCCUCAUUCUCUGAUACUUCUCUCCACUGUGUUGUGUGCACGUUAUGGUCCUAAAGUCAAGGCCCUCUCAUCUGAUGAAGUCUUCCCUGAUCUUGUGCUGAAUUGACGUUGUGUUUUUGUCGUUGUUAUCAUAUUUUGGUCAAUGUUGGUCAGAUGAGGCCUAUUUUGUGCAUAUACUUCAAAACACACCAGUCCUUCUAAGCUAAAUUUGACUGUGAUCUUUAUUUAAUUAUAGCCUAUAGAAAACAAUUCAGGCGUUUAAAGAUAGAAAUAUACUAAAAUCGUCGACCAAGAGGUAGGAUAUAUUUGGCAAGAAAUGUACACAAAAUGCAAAAAAGCGACUAGGAUAUUCAUUUGCUUAUUUAGAAUAAUGUUUAUGUGCUGCUAAAUGUGAUGUUUAUUUGUAAGAAAAUAAAUC